AUGCUGUCGAAACUUCUUGUUGCUGCUAUGGGUAGCAUCUUGGUUCAAAGUGCUGCAGUCCACGCAGCGUCAAGCAUUAGCUAUCUCUUCACUUUUGGCGACUCAUACUCCCAGACAGGUUUCGACCCCAACGGCGCACAACCCUCCGCCUCCAACCCCCUCGGCAACCCCCCAUUCCCAGGAUGGACAGCAGCCGGUGGAGCAAACUGGGUCGGCGACAUCGUCAAAGAGCAAAACAACUCUCUCGUUCUAUCAUACAACUUUGCGUACGGAGGCGCUACAGUCGAUGCUAACAUCGUCAAGCCGUAUGCAAGCACUGUCUUGAGUUUUGUGGAUCAGGUCAACCAGUUUUCUAACUCUGUGGGCAAGCAUCCCGCUGGUACUUCUUGGACAGCUCAGAAUACGAUUGCAGGAGUAUGGAUCGGCGUUAAUGACGUUGGAAACUCAUUUUAUCUGCAGGAUGCAGAUGCAGUGGUUGAGAAGGCUACUACGAGAUACUUUGAGUUACUUCAGGUUCUGUACAAGGCUGGUCUGCGCAAGUUUGUUCUACUUAGCGUUCCGCCAACCGAAUUGACACCGUUGAUGAUCCAACAAGGCGCUGACUCGAACGCUCUUCUCGUGAAGGCUAUUAAGCUCUACAACAGCAAGCUGGCCUCAAAGCUCAGCACGUUCAAGAAAGCCAACUCUGGUGUCAAGACACUACUCGUUGAUACAUCUGUUUCUUUCAAGAAGGCUAUCAACAACCCCAAGGCUUAUGGUGCACCUGAUGCGACUUGCUACAACAGCGAUGGGAAGUCAUGCCUGUGGUUUAAUGACUAUCAUCCUGGAAUUGCUAUUAACCAGCUGGUGGCUGAGCAGGUGGCGAAUGAGCUCACGUCGAAUGGCUUUGGAUGGUGA
This is a messenger RNA of Fusarium tjaetaba, 897 nucleotides long. Its product is annotated as cellulose-binding GDSL lipase acylhydrolase. The transcript is spliced from 4 exons. Gene Ontology annotation, molecular function: hydrolase activity, acting on ester bonds. Bases 1 to 897 code for a protein of 298 amino acids. The record is from RefSeq and is a predicted model, not a curated record. Lineage: Eukaryota; Fungi; Ascomycota; Sordariomycetes; Hypocreales; Nectriaceae.